GGGGCGGAGCGGAGCGCAAGAGAAGGCGGGGGAGGAGAGGCCCCCGGGACCGCGAGCGGCAGCUGGGGAGGGGGCCGCGGAGCCGGAGAGCGAGCAAAACAGCUGAUCUGAUUUUCCCUUAAAGCGAGAGAAAAUGGAAGUCGGGUAGCGGCGACUGCGGCGCUGCAGGCUGGCGGAGCGGAGCGGCGCGGCAGAGCCCUCAGGGGUUGUGGUCCCACACCAUCUACUGGGGCAACAAUGGGCCAUUUCCAGCAGGGACGGUGCAGCAUUGCCCUGGCUGCCUGAUUGCCACACACCCCCAGAGAAUCACACUGUCUGAAAAGUGGAAGUGACAAAAGAGGAGCUCCACCAGCCAAGGCUCCAGUACGUGGAGAGAAGGAAGAAGGCAAUCUCCUAAUUGGUACCAUAUACAUCAGAUGGAUGGUUUCUAGCCUGCUUCCAAACCCCACCUCGGCUGAGUGUUGGGCAGCCCUUCUACAUGAUCCUAUGACUCUUGAUAUGGACGCAGUCCUGUCAGACUUUGUUCGGUCCACGGGGGCAGAACCUGGUCUGGCCAGAGACCUGCUGGAAGGCAAAAACUGGGACCUGACAGCCGCUCUGAGUGACUAUGAGCAGCUCCGACAGGUGCACACAGCCAACCUGCCACAUGUGUUCAACGAGGGCAGGUGUCCCAAGCAGCCAGAGCGAGAGCCACCGCAGCCCGGGCACAAGGUGGAACGGCCCUGCCUUCAGAGGCAGGACGACAUCGCCCAAGAAAAGCGACUUUCUCGGGGAAUUUCCCACGCCAGCUCGGCUAUCGUCUCCCUGGCCAGGUCCCACGUGGCCAGUGAGUGCAACAAUGAGCAGUUCCCCCUGGAGAUGCCCAUCUACACAUUCCAGUUGCCGGAUCUGAGCGUGUACAGUGAAGACUUCAGGAGUUUCAUCGAACGGGACUUGAUCGAGCAGGCGACCAUGGUGGCUUUGGAGCAGGCAGGUCGCCUGAACUGGUGGUCCACCGUGUGCACGAGCUGUAAACGGCUUCUUCCUUUGGCCACUACAGGAGAUGGGAACUGCCUUUUACACGCCGCCUCUCUGGGAAUGUGGGGGUUUCACGACCGGGACCUGGUUUUGCGGAAAGCUCUCUACACCAUGAUGAGGACAGGGGCUGAAAGGGAAGCCCUAAAGCGAAGGUGGAGGUGGCAGCAGACACAGCAGAACAAGGAGUCAGGGCUGGUGUACACCGAGGAGGAAUGGGAGCGGGAGUGGACUGAGCUACUGAAAUUGGCAUCCAGCGAGCCACGCACGCACUUCAGCAAGAACGGUGGCACAGGCGGGGGUGUGGACAACUCUGAAGACCCCGUGUAUGAGAGUCUAGAGGAGUUCCAUGUGUUUGUCCUCGCCCACAUAUUAAGAAGACCAAUAGUUGUCGUAGCAGAUACGAUGUUGAGGGACUCAGGUGGAGAAGCAUUUGCUCCAAUCCCAUUUGGAGGGAUUUACCUGCCUUUGGAGGUGCCUCCCAACAGGUGCCAUUGCUCACCUCUGGUUCUUGCCUAUGAUCAAGCGCAUUUCUCUGCCCUGGUGUCCAUGGAGCAGAGAGAUCAGCAAAGAGAACAAGCCGUGAUCCCUCUGACGGAUUCGGAGCACAAGCUGCUGCCUCUGCACUUUGCAGUGGACCCCGGGAAGGACUGGGAGUGGGGCAAAGACGACAACGAUAACGCCCGUCUGGCCCACCUGAUCCUGUCGCUAGAAGCCAAGCUGAACCUUCUGCACAGCUACAUGAACGUGACGUGGAUCCGGAUCCCCUCGGAGACCCGGGCCCCUCUGGCACAGCCGGAAUCCCCAACAGCCUCUGUGGGGGAGGACGUGCAGUCCCUGGCCGACUCCCUGGACUCGGACCGCGACUCGGUGUGCAGCAAUUCCAACAGCAAUAAUGGCAAGAAUGGCAAAGACAAAGAGAAAGAGAAGCAACGCAAGGAAAAGGACAAGACCCGCGCGGACUCCGUGGCCACCAAGCUGGGCAGCUUCAGCAAGACGCUGGGCAUCAAGCUGAAGAAAAACAUGGGUGGCCUGGGAGGUCUCGUGCACGGCAAGAUGGGCCGCGCUAACUCCGCCAACGGCAAGAACGGCGACGCCCCCGAGCGCAGCAAGGAGAAGAAGACCAAGUCACGCAAGGGCAGCAAGGAGGAAUCGGGUGCGUCGGCGAGCACGUCUCCGUCGGAAAAAACCACGCCGUCGCCCACGGACAAGGCGGCCGGGGCGUCGCCGGCCGAGAAGGGCGGCGGGCAGCGGGGCGACGCCUGGAAGUACAGCACGGACGUGAAGCUGAGCCUCAACAUCCUGCGCGCCGCCAUGCAGGGCGAGCGCAAGUUCAUCUUCGCCGGCCUGCUGCUCACCAGCCACCGGCACCAGUUCCACGAAGAAAUGAUAGGCUACUACCUGACCAGCGCGCAGGAGCGCUUCAGUGCAGAGCAGGAGCAGCGGCGCCGCGACGCCGCCGCCGCCGCCGCCGCCGCCUCCACGGCGAAACGGCCGCCGCGCAGGCCUGAGACCGAGGGCGCGCCGGGCUCCGAGCGCGCCUCGCCAGGCCCGCCGGCCGGGCCGCCCACGCAGCUGGUGCUCAAGCUCAAGGAGCGCCCAAGUCCCGGGCCGGCGGCGGGCACGCGGGCGGCGCGGGCGGCGGCGGGCGGCGCGGCCUCCCCAGGCCCGGGCGGCGGCGGCGGCGGCGGCGGCGCGCGACGCGCUGGCGCCAGCGGACCGCUCCCUGGCCGCAGCCCGCCGGCGCCGGCGCGCCAGAGCGUCAUCCACGUGCAGUCGGCGGGCGCGCGGGACGAGGCGUGCGCGCCGACCGUGGGCGCGCUGCGGCCGUGCGCCACGUACCCGCAGCAGAACCGCUCGCUGUCGUCGCAGAGUUACAGCCCGGCGCGCGCCGCCGCCCUGCGCACCGUCAACACGGUCGAGUCGCUGGCGCGCGCCGUGCCCGGCGCCCUGCCCGGCGUGGCGGGGGCGGCCGGCACCGCCGAGCACAAGUCGCAGACCUACACCAACGGCUUCGGCGCCGCGCGCGACGGCCUGGAGUUCGCCGACGCCGACGCGCCGGCCGCCCGCUCGAACGGUGAGUGCGGCCGCGGCGGCCCGGGGCUGGCUCAGCGGCGCUGCCAGCGCGAGAACUGCGCGUUCUACGGGCGCGCCGAGACCGAGCACUACUGCUCCUACUGCUACCGCGAGGAGCUGCGGCGGCGGCGCGAGGCGCGCGGGGCCCGGCCCUGAGUGCGGCGCGCGCUCCGCCAGCUUUUACCAUAAAGGAUUUCUUUUCCA
This is a messenger RNA of Felis catus (domestic cat), 3294 nucleotides long. It is a transcript of the gene OTUD7A, whose product is annotated as OTU deubiquitinase 7A. Gene Ontology annotation, cellular component: nucleus; cytoplasm. Gene Ontology annotation, molecular function: cysteine-type deubiquitinase activity; zinc ion binding; DNA binding. The coding region runs from base 421 to 3246 and encodes 941 amino acids. Gene Ontology annotation, biological process: protein K11-linked deubiquitination; protein K63-linked deubiquitination; protein K48-linked deubiquitination. The transcript has 14 exons. Lineage: Eukaryota; Metazoa; Chordata; Mammalia; Carnivora; Felidae. The record is from RefSeq and is a predicted model, not a curated record.